Penaeus monodon (black tiger shrimp) is the source of this 1830-nucleotide messenger RNA. Its product is annotated as adenosylhomocysteinase-like 1. Lineage: Eukaryota; Metazoa; Arthropoda; Malacostraca; Decapoda; Penaeidae. Gene Ontology annotation, cellular component: cytosol. The record is from RefSeq and is a predicted model, not a curated record. Gene Ontology annotation, biological process: L-methionine cycle.
AGUUAACCCACGCUGCUCGCCCCCGCUCGCUCGUGGGCAUCAGCCAAGUGUGUCUACAAGCAAUAGUAGUGGACGGACACGCGGAGCAACAAAAAGCUUUCAAGAUAUCAGAUAAAAUACAGAUAAAAAAGAACUAGUGGAACAGUAAUCUACAUGUAUCCCUUGUGGCUCCAAAAGACCCUGUAAAACAUCUUAGAAAAAAAGGGAACGUAAUUGAGCUGUCAAGUGUUGUUGAGUGUUGACAGCAAUUAUACUCCCGCGGCUGGAGUAGUCCACGUCGGCCGGGAUUGUGAGAGCGUCACUUGGUAACCAUGGCAACAGCGGUGGUCAACGGAGAAGAGAUGAGUGAACUUGGUCGGCAAACUUCAUUCAAGCUGAGCGAGAAGGUGGUGGAGGCGACGGCGUCAGGCUUUAAGGACAGAACCAAGCGGAGAUUCUCCUUGCCGACGGGACCUCGCUUCGACUCCCGCCGCUCCUCCAUCGUGUCCAUCUGCUCCUCCACAUCUUCCUACACGGGAUCCAGCAGCGAUGAGGACGAGCAGUCCCCGCGGGAGAAGACGCAGAAGACCUCCAAGGGCUCGACCGACUUCUGCGUCAAGAACAUCUCGCAGGCCGCGUUCGGGCGCAGGGAGAUCGAGAUCGACGAGAAGGAAAUGCCCGGUAUCAUCGCGCUCCGGAAGCGAGCCACGGACGACAAGCCCCUGAAAGGAGCCAAGAUCGUGGGUUGCACUCACAUCAAUGCCCAAACUGCUGUCCUGAUUGAGACUCUGGUGGAGCUUGGAGCCACUGUGCGGUGGUCGGCAUGCAACAUUUUCUCCACUCAAAAUGAAGUGGCUGCAGCCUUAGCUGAAGCAGGCCACCCUGUCUUUGCCUGGCGUGGGGAGAGUGAGGAGGACUUCUGGUGGUGCAUUGACAAAUGCAUCAAUGCUGAGAACUGGCAGCCAAACAUGAUCUUGGAUGAUGGAGGAGAUGCAACUCACCUUAUGCUCAAGAAGUACCCGGCCAUGUUCAAGAUGAUCAAGGGUAUCUGUGAGGAGAGUGUGACUGGUGUUCAUCGGCUGUACCAGCUCAGCAAGGCAGGGAAACUGACAGUGCCAGCCAUGAAUGUUAAUGACUCAGUCACCAAGACCAUGUUUGAUAACCUUUACUCUUGUAGGGAAUCAAUCAUUGACAGCUUGAAGCGUGCCACUGAUGUGAUGUUUGGCGGCAAGCAGGUGGUUGUCUGCGGCUAUGGAGAAGUUGGAAAAGGCUGCUGCCAAGCCCUUAAGGGUCUCGGCUGCACUGUUUACGUCACAGAAAUUGAUCCUGUGUGUGCCCUCCAGGGAUGCAUGGAUGGUUUCCGGGUAGUGAAGCUGUCCGAAGUGAUCCGCCAGGUAGACAUCCUGGUGACUGCAACAGGCAACAAGAAUGUAGUGACCCGGGACCAUAUGGACAAAAUGAAGAAUGGAGCCAUUGUUUGCAACAUGGGUCACUCUAAUACAGAGAUUGACGUGUGUGUGUGUGUGUGUGUGUGUGUGUGUGUGUGUGUGUGUGUGUGUGUGUGUGUGUGUGUGUGUGUGUGUGUGUGUGUGUGUGUGUGUGUGUGUGUGUGUGUGUGUGUGUGUGUGUGUGUGUGUGUGUGUGGGUGUGUGUGCUACUAUUUCUUUGAAACACAGACCGAUAAAACCGCUACCAUGACAUACCAUUAAUUCAUUAUAGCCCCUUACAAUAAACAUGAUGCAUCUGUAUGUCCCAAAAAAUGUUUUUACUCGAAGUUAGGAUUCCAACAAAAGGAAGUGAGACUAAAAUUAUGCUGUAAAUAAAUAAUACACACGUUACUAAAAUGCGAAA